Molecule: messenger RNA, 1119 nt
Organism: Symbiodinium pilosum
Lineage: Eukaryota; Dinophyceae; Suessiales; Symbiodiniaceae
Source: the annotation of a GenBank genome assembly
AUGGAGUUUACCGACGUGCUGGGGCAGUCGCUGGCGCAGUGGUCGCCGAAUGCAAAGUACGUAGCGGCUGCAGACAAGAAUCGGGUGCUAGUGCGCGAGCCUGACUCCCUGAAGCUUGUCCAAGCAUACAUCUGCAUUGACAAAGUCGAAAGGAUCGAAUGGUCACCAGAUUCGCAGUUUUUGCUGACGCAGGUGGCCAGACAGGGCCUGCUGCAGAUUUGGAGCCUCAGGGACAGCGAGUGGACAUGCCGAAUCUACGAAGGCCUGGCAGGCAUCGCCCAUGCACGCUGGGGACCUGCAGCUGACCUGGUGCUCGUCGCAGUGGACUUCCAGCUCUAUCUGUCGAUUUGGCCACUGCAGGAGGGCGCUAGUGCAGUACAGAUCCGCUUUCCGAAGUUUUCACGUCGUGGCUUCGCCUUCAGCCGCGACCGAUGCUGGCUGGCAGUUCUUCGGAGGAAGGAUUGCAAGGAUCGUCUCGGCAUCUACAACAGCCAAGAGAGCUUCUCUCGGCUUACUGAUGCUGCUCUUGCUGGGGAUGCUUCAGAUCUAGCUUGGGCACCAGAUGACAACACGAUUCUUGUUUGGGAGCGUCCAGCGUCAACGCCUUGGUGCCGGAUGUAUUCUUUGGCGGGUGAAUGUCUGGCGCAGGUUGGAGAUGCCUUGCCAAGGUCCGUGGCUCCUUCGCCCUCUACGCAGCUACUGGCUUCUUUGGGCUUGGAUGGACAGCUGCAGCUGGUCAGUGCCGUGAGCCGCCACAUCCUUACCAGUUUGGCGCACAACCUGGCGGAAGCCACAGUGCAGUGUGAGGAUGGCGAGGUAUUCCUGUGGGAGGAAUAUGUGGAGCUCACAGAUGGUGUUCCAGUUGGGAAGCACAGGUACAAGAAGAUUCAGGACCCGGGAAGCUUCCUGGAGGAGAAGCCAGUGCCGGAGGCUUUGGAUGCGGAAGGCAUCCCCAGGCAGGGCAUCACUGUGGCUGCUUGGAGCCCAGACGAGCGCUUCCUGGCCACCAAGCACGAGUCCUUCCCCAGUUGCCGCAAAUGGCAGGCUCUUGCUGUGCUCAUGUGUCAGGUGUGGUGUGGAUUUGGGAUCUUGGGCGGCUGGUGCUACAUUCCGUGCUGA